This is a messenger RNA of Candida tropicalis MYA-3404, 1404 nucleotides long. Its product is annotated as [Histone H3]-lysine-36 demethylase. Gene Ontology annotation, biological process: protein demethylation; regulation of transcription by RNA polymerase II. The record is from RefSeq and is a predicted model, not a curated record. The transcript has a single exon. Bases 1 to 1404 code for a protein of 467 amino acids. Gene Ontology annotation, molecular function: histone demethylase activity; transcription coregulator activity. Lineage: Eukaryota; Fungi; Ascomycota; Pichiomycetes; Serinales; Debaryomycetaceae.
AUGCCAAUAUCAACUGAUACUUGUCCAUUAUGUAUCAAUUCAACCGAGGACGAAGAAGAAUAUUCAUGGAUUCAAUGUUCUCAUUGUAAACAAUGGUAUCAUACAUCAUGUCUUAAAAUCCCUGAAUUUGAAGUGAAUACUAUUGUCACUUAUCAUUGUCCUAAUUGUACUUCAAGCCAUGGUCCCUCUACUUAUAAAAGAAAAUCAAAACGAGCUAAAAUAUCUAUUGAUUAUCAAGCAUUAAAUGAUGGUGAAGCAUAUGCAGUUGAUAAAUCAAAUCAUUUUCAAUUAAAUAAUUUUUUGAAUUUUAAAGGUACUCCAAAUAUUAGCAUCAUUAAUGAAUUAACUAAAGAUUAUGUUUUAGAAUCUAAAAUGAUAAAACCGAUUCUUAUACCUCAAGCAGAUUUAGAUAAAAAUGGUAUGAAAUUCCCAAUAUCAAAGAAUAAGAUCACCGUGGAUUAUGUAACUGAAUGUUGUGGAGAAGAUACCCCACUUGAAGUAAUGGAUGUCAUCUCACAACAAGGAGUAUCACCACCAUGGAGAUUAAAACAAUGGAGAGAUUAUUUUAAUACUGAAGAACAAUCACGAGAUAGAAUACGAAAUGUUAUAUCAUUGGAAAUCUCCAAUGUAUCUAAAUUAGGAAUUGAAUUCAAAAGACCAACUUGUGUGGAACAAUUAGAUUUAGUAGAUAAGAUAUGGGAUCCAUUAGAUGAACAACCAAGAAGUAAAGUUACUAAAUAUUGUUUAAUGUCAGUGAAAAAUUCAUUUACUGAUUUUCAUAUAGAUUUUGGUGGUACUUCAGUGUAUUAUACUAUUUGUCGAGGUGCUAAAACAUUUCUAAUGUUCCCACCUACAGAAAGUAAUCUUCAGAUCUAUGAAUCAUGGUGUCUUGAACCUAAACAGAAUUUCAUAUGGUAUCCUGAUCAUCUGAUUACCAAGAAUAAAAAAAAGAUAUAUCCAACAGAAGGAUUCAAAGUAACUCUUCAACCAGGUGAUUUGUUUAUUAUACCAAGUGGUUGGAUUCAUGCAGUGCAUACUCCACAGGAUUCAGUUGUUAUUGGAGGAAAUUAUUUGACUUUACGAGAUAUGAAAAUGCAAUUAAGAAUAAAUACAGUGGAGAAAUUAACUAAAGUUCCUUCAAAGUUUCGAUUUCCAAUGUUUAACAAAGUAUUAUGGUUAUCGGCAUGGUAUUAUUAUAAUCAUCAAGAUGAGUAUUUGGAAGAUAUUGGGAAAAAUGAAGAUGCAAAUGGUAUACUAGAUUCAUUGAUUGAACAUUUAAAGAAGCAUCUAGAAUUGAGUAAAACCAAUUCGACUGCUAAAAGAAGCAUACCUUCGAUAAUUGGUAAACCUGUUAUCUUUCUUGAGAACCUAAAAACGUGGAAAGACAAACUACAUAGUUGUUAA